Messenger RNA from Phytophthora infestans T30-4, 300 nucleotides. RefSeq lists its product as uncharacterized. The coding region runs from base 1 to 300 and encodes 99 amino acids. Gene Ontology annotation, molecular function: cysteine-type peptidase activity. Lineage: Eukaryota; Oomycota; Peronosporomycetes; Peronosporales; Peronosporaceae. The transcript is spliced from 2 exons. The record is from RefSeq and is a predicted model, not a curated record. Gene Ontology annotation, biological process: proteolysis.
AUGCACGCUGGACCCACGAAUGUUUAUCAUGUAAACUCAAUGCGGAAGGCUCACAGUUCAGCGUACGCAUUUGAUGUCCUCAAUUUUACGUAUGUCCAAGCCACAAAACCACAACAAUCAAACAGUGCAGACUGCGGGCUUUACGUUCUUCACUACAUGAAUACAAUUUCAACGCUGAUAGUAGCUGAGAAGCCAAGCUCGAUAGAGGAUUUAAUCGCAGGGUGGACUACGGGGAGAUUUAACGCCACCAAAGUAUCCGUUUACCGCACGCAGCUUUAUAGGGCGCUUAUGCCGAAGUGA